Molecule: messenger RNA, 2127 nt
Organism: Fusarium odoratissimum NRRL 54006
Lineage: Eukaryota; Fungi; Ascomycota; Sordariomycetes; Hypocreales; Nectriaceae
Exons: 1
Coding region: 1-2127 (708 amino acids)
Biological process (GO): gluconeogenesis
Molecular function (GO): L-serine ammonia-lyase activity; 4 iron, 4 sulfur cluster binding
Source: RefSeq, a predicted model, not a curated record
AUGAGUCGCGCAGGGAUAAGGCAGCUUUCGCUGCUUCGGGCGUCGAGACAAUGUCUAUCUCCCCGGUCCCUUGCUACCGUUGUAAGGGGGCCUAUCGCUCGCUCGACACCGCCAGCAGCAACUUUGUUGGGACGCCAGCGAUGUCGACUUUUCAGCACAACACGACUACGAAGAAGUCAGGAUGGGCCGGAUGAAGAUGCGGGAUCUUACAGCGAAGCGGAUCACGAACAUGCUGUCAUUUCCACUUUCGAUCUGUUUUCUAUCGGCAUUGGUCCCUCAUCUUCUCAUACUGUCGGGCCAAUGCGUGCUGGUAACAUUUUUGUCAAUGAUUUGAUCGAUGCCAAUCUGCUUCAAAAAGUCAACAAAAUCCGCGUCGCCAUCUAUGGUAGUCUUGCUCUCACGGGUGAAGGUCAUAUGACUCCUUCAGCUUUACUCCUUGGCCUCGAAGGCGCCGAUGUCGAAACAGUCGACACAGGCUACGUGCCCAGCCGCUUCGAAGAGAUCAAGUCCAGCAAGAAGAUUUUCCUAGCACGUGGGCUGGCCACAGAUGGAUCCAAAGGCAAGGAGAUCGAUUUCGACUACGAGAAGGAAUUCAUUUGGGAAUGGGGUCGUAAGCUUCCCCAGCACAGCAACGGCAUGCGUUUCACUGUCUACGACAAGGAAGGCUACGUCCUAGCCACCAACGACAUGUUCAGCGUAGGCGGCGGUUUCGUUGUCAACGGUGCUCUUAGUAUCGCACCCCAAGAAACUCUCUCCGCAAACGCCCCCGCUCAACUCGAAGUCGGAGAUUCGGACACGGCAGCUCACCCGGCCGAUUUGGCCGAAAACAUGUACUACAAGGAAAUCCGGCGCUCAGAUGCCGCGGGAGAUCGACGAACCGGUACCGAAGUCAAGGCCCUCGAAGAAGCCAAUGAGGGUCCGACAGCUCUCCUCGGAGACUCGCCUAAGCCAACCGGCCUCUCUACCGAUGUCAAGUCCGAGACCAAGGAUACCAGCUCAUCACCGCAUCCGCGGUAUCCAUUCCGAGAUGCCGCUAGUCUGCUUUCACUCUGUCGCAAACACAAUCUCACUAUCGCGCAAUUGGUGUAUGAGAAUGAGAAGAGUCUAGGAUAUACGGACGAGGACAUUUAUCGAAAGAUCUUCAAGAUUUGGGGAGUCAUGGAUGCUAGUAUCCUGGAAAGUGUCCAGGCACCAACAGGCUCUAAGCUUCCUGGAUCUCUCAAGCUGCAUCGACGAGCGCCGGCGCUCUACCGCCGAUUGACUCGUGGCUUGUAUCCCUCGUCGACUGCUGAUACUUCAGCUGCUCAGCUCGAGCACAAGUUCUCUUCGCCUGACGCCAACAUCAACGAGGAUGGCGUCGGCUCAUCACCGAAAGCUCUCGCAGCAGCAUCAUCUCCAUUGGUGCCAGAGAAGUUCAAGGCUGGCGGCCUUCGGAAGCGCGGUCCGCCACGGAUACACGGUUCUCUGGAUCAUCCUAUUGCUCCAGCUCCUUCACGCCGUACGACAUUCCCCACUAUGGACUAUCUAUCUGUCUAUGCCAUUGCUGUCAAUGAAACCAACGCUGGCGGCGGUCGAAUUGUCACCGCUCCUACCAACGGUGCCGCAGGUAUUAUUCCAGCUGUGCUCAAGUAUACGACUGAGUUCAUCAGCGACGAUCCUGAACGAGAUAUCCCCACUUUCCUUCUCACUGCUGCCGCAAUCGGUAUGCUUUACAAGCGAGGUGCCACCAUCUCAGCCGCUGAAGGAGGGUGCAUGGCGGAGGUCGGCGUUGCCUGCUCUAUGGCCGCCGGUGCUUUUGCUGCCUGCAUGGGAGCCAGCCCCGAGACAAUCGAGCAAGCCGCAGAAAUCGGUAUCGAGCACAACCUCGGACUAACAUGUGAUCCCAUCGGCGGACUCGUCCAAGCUCCCUGCAUCGAGAGAAACGCGCUGGGCGCGACAAAGGCCAUCUCCAGCGCCAACCUGGCGCUUAGCAGUGAAACAGGCACGCAGCGCGUGAGGCUGGACGACGCUAUCCGGGCGAUGCGACUGACGGCCAAGGGAAUGAGGAACGAGUUCAAGGAAACGAGUUUGAGUGGAUUGGCUACGAGCGUUCACAUUAAUAUUCCAGUCAGUGUUCCUGACUGCUAG